UCACGAGACGCAGAACAAACGGAGAGAGCAUGAAGAGAAAAACACGAGCAGAACACGGCAGAGAUUCUGCGAUGGAUCACAACACGGAGCGAUUUAAAGCGCUUUCCCUCUUCAGAUGCUGGAUUUCGCUCAUGGCCUUCACAGCGGUGUCCUGGUGCGAGGCCGUGCAGGUGUCGGUCCGUGACGAGCGGCGCUUUGCGAUGCUCUUCCAGUCGGUGGUUCUGCCGUGUCAUUACACCAGCGUCUCCACUCAGACUCCAGUCAUCCAGUGGUGGUACAAGUCGUACUGCCGCGAUCGCAGCCGCGACGCCUUCCGCUUCCCCGACACGCUGGCGGUCCACGGCUCUGAGCUCGGCUCCUCCGUUCACCUGGACUGCGGGGACAGCGGGCGGACGGUGCGCGUCGUGGCCUCGGGACAGGGGUCGUCCAUCACCCUCGCCGAGCACUACAAGGGCCGGGACAUUUCCAUCAUCAACAAGGCUGAUCUGCGUAUCGGUGAGCUGCAGUGGGGUGACAGUGGUGUUUACUACUGUAAGGUGGUGAUCUCUGAUGAUCUGGAGGGACAGAAUGAAGCGCACGUGGAGCUGCUUGUGUUGGGUCAGACAGGUUUGGCCGAUGGUCUUCUGCCUGGGUUUAAUGUGGAGAUUGUUCCAGAGUGGGUGUUUGUGAGCGCCGUGGUCGUGGGCAGUAUCCUCGUCAUUCUGCUGGUGGGCGUUUGCUGGUGUCAGUGUUGCCCUCAUUCAUGCUGCUGUUACGUGAGAUGCUGCUGCUGCCCAGAUACCUGCUGCUGCCCGCGACACCUGUAUGAAGCAGGAAAGGGGAUCAAGACGACGCCGCCCACACCGGUGCCCAUGUUCCCGCCAUACUACAUACCUGGGAUGCCCACCAUGGUGCCCAUCGCUCCGCCCUCCCUCAUCGACCCGAACCUGUCCGCUGCACCGUCACUGGAGAACAACGGCUCAGUGCGGAGUGGUUUCCAUCUGCAGCCUGCGUCAGAUCAGAGCUCUCUGAAGGUGCUGCAGUACGUGGAGAAGCAGCUCGCUCAGUUCAACCCGUCACAGGCGCUCAGCAGCAGCCGAAACUCCUGCAGUAUGUCCGAGCUGAGCUCGUUACACGACGCAGAAACUGACUUCCGUCAAACCUACCGACAAGUCCAGAAAAAGGCGCUACCGGCCAUUCCUGAUCUCGAUGACCCCACCGACCUCCGGGCCGCAGACUUAUCUCCCGUUCACGAGGGAAGGUACACACGACAGCCACAGCGUAGAAAUGACGCGGCGGAUGAACACCCCAGGUGGAACCCUCGCUCAGAGCACCUGCAGAGGAAGGCUUUCCUGGAACGUGGACGCACUGGAUCCCUGGAUGAGCUCGAGGAGUUUGCGAUGGCGUAUAUGCAGCGAGGACGUCACGGUGAUGUCGGAAACAGGGAGGACGACUACAGAGCGCACGAGCGGGAGAGAGCCCGAAAGCGAGAACGGGACCCGGAAAGGGAUCGUUACCCGUUUUAUUGUUCCAAACGUUACUCUCCGAAGUCCAGUCCGGUGAGACGUCCGCCCAGCCCUCCGCCCUUGCCCGGAAAAAGGUGGGACACGUGGGACGAGGGUCAAGCCCAACGGGAUCCACGAGAGCGGGAUCAGAGCGAGAGAGGCACAGGGAGCAGGCGAGGCUACGACGAUGCCCUUCUCAACAGCCUACUGGAACGUAAAGCGAAAGCCGUCAAGAGCAGCUCUUCAAAAGCGGGACAGGCCGAAGAGGACUCGGACACGCCUUCCAAAAACAGCUCCAAAAAGAGUAGCGAGCGUCUCCGCAGCAGGUCUCCAAGCAACCAGUCACCACGCCAGCGGACGGCAGAGGACAAUGAAUCGUUGCCGCCGUACACAGAGAAGGAACUGGAGCGUUCCCGUGGAGCCGAGUCUGGACGACAGCCUUUCAGCUACACGCGCUCCGGUCACGGCUCCGCGCCAAGCGGGCAGGAGGAGCAGAACCGCCCUCGUAAAGUGAAUAAUCACUGACAGCGCUUCACCUGCCGACUCUCCGCCACUCGCACCGCUAGACAAGACUAACCUACUCAAACCAAGCUGCUCGGCCCGCUCCUUCCGCUCACUCUUCUGUCCUUUCUUUGAACAGAGCACUCUUCUGAGCAGAGACUCGCUUGUAGUUUGAUGUCUCGGACACACGGUGAGGACGUCGCCACGCUUGCAAAAUCUCCACCGCCGACUCACACCCGUCCCGCGGAGCUCUAGCGCUGCGGAAGGCAGGUUUGUGCAGCCUGAACAAGAGGACUGAAAUGUGUUUUGCAGUCAUGUACGAAGCUGUCGAACGUUCCCUAGAAUUGACUUGAGCAUGGAGUAAUUCAUGAGACCUUUCCUGCCAGUUCGAGUAGAUUCGUGUUUGAUGAAAACAUUCGCCACACAGUGGAACGAUGACGUUAACUGAGCACUACCGGAUGUCAAACAUGAGGUUAGCGUAACCGCUUGCACGGUUGCCCAGUCUUUUCAUUCUUAUGUCUAUAAUCUGUAAGUGCUUUGUAUGAAUGGAGUUUUUAUUUUGCAAAUGUUUUACAUUCUGAUGACAUGUAUAUCAUUCAACACAAAAAAGAAGACACUUGUUAACUGCACUUGCUAAUUCAUAUUAUUGCAGAUCUUCUUAUACACUCGUGCUUUUAUCAGUAUUAAAAGAUGCAGACCAUUUAUUUUCUAAUUAACAAAUGAUGAUAUUGUGUAUUUUUGGGGAUGACACUGGUUUUUCUUGCAGCUGACUGCAGUCACACACUUGAGUUUUAGUACUGAAAACACAUCACCAUUUAUUGUGUAAGUCAUCUCCGUCUACGGUACCUUUAGUUGGUGUCAAUGGCCACAGUGUGACGCGUCUGGAGACUCGCGGCCGGGCUCCGCACACGCCGGCGCUGACGUCACGGGACGAUGAGCUCAUCUGAUGCUGAUCCGAGUCCGGUGUCAGUCUCUCGUGCUGGCGAUCGGACUUCGCUAGAUGACGUUUGUGUUGCUCUCGGACUGACGUCUGCGUUCACCUGCAGCGGCUUAACUAAUUACUCUGGUCUUCUUUUGGAAUGGUUUGUGUAAGGUAGAUGUAUUAAAGUGACUUUAUCCCGAUACGUGAGAAAA
Molecule: messenger RNA, 3119 nt
Organism: Labeo rohita (rohu)
Lineage: Eukaryota; Metazoa; Chordata; Actinopteri; Cypriniformes; Cyprinidae
Gene: ildr2a
Product: immunoglobulin-like domain-containing receptor 2
Exons: 10
Coding region: 30-2009 (659 amino acids)
Biological process (GO): pancreas development
Cellular component (GO): membrane
Source: RefSeq, a predicted model, not a curated record